Molecule: messenger RNA, 1921 nt
Organism: Megalobrama amblycephala (Wuchang bream)
Lineage: Eukaryota; Metazoa; Chordata; Actinopteri; Cypriniformes; Xenocyprididae
Exons: 5
Coding region: 289-1479 (396 amino acids)
Source: RefSeq, a predicted model, not a curated record
UAUAGAGCAAACAUGAAUAGUUAUUAAAAAUCUUAACUUCGUUCUACGCUGAUACGCUAUUACGUUACGGUUUCUGUGACCCGAGGAAUGUGCACUAAUGUUUUCAGAGUCACUUUAACACGAAACAGGAAACUCAUGAAUAAUCACGUGUGCUCCGCCCAGCGUCAGCUUAGUUUAUCUGGCGUCCAAAACAUCUAGGCUAUCUAAUUUCGCUUUCAUUUUGUUUGGAUAUAUAGGCAAAAUGAGAACAAAAUCCACAAUAUCGACUCUCUUUUUGUUGUGGUGAAAAUGAAGUUUUUAUAUUUUUUGAUUUUGUGUUUAUUUUUUGUGCCAGGUGCAUAUGAUGAUGUUGAUACAGAUAAAGUGUCAGUGUCAGUGAUGGAGGGAGAUUCAGUCACGCUACAGACUGAUGUUAAAAUAAAUCAACAAGUCAGAAUGACAUGGUAUUUUAAUGACAUUCGCAUCGCUCAAAUCAAUGGAGAUCUUCAUAGGAUCUGUGUAGAUGAUCUGUGUAAAGAGAGAUUCAGAGACAGACUGAAGCUGGAUCAUCAGACUGGAUCUCUGACCAUCACAAACACCAGAAACACAGACUCUGGAGAAUAUACACUACAAACCAUCAAUAAAAGAGUAAUUCAAAAGAUCUUCAGUGUUGCUGUUCGUGGUUCAUCUGGUGUUGGAUCAGAGGGAGUGUCAGUGUCAGUGAAGGAGGGAGAUUCAGUCACUCUACAGACUGAUGUUAAAAUGAACCAUCAAGACAGAAUUAGAUGGUAUUUUAAUGACACUCGUAUCGCUGUAAUCAGAGGAGAUCUCAGUUUUAUCUGUACAGAUGUUCAGUGUAAUGAAGGUACUGAGAGAUUCAGAGACAGACUGAAGCUGGACAAUCAGACUGGAUCUCUGACCAUCACGAACAUCAAAAACACAGACUCUGGAUUUUAUCAACUACAGAUCAUCAGGAGGAGAAUCAUUCAAAAGAUCUUCAAUGUUGCUGCUAAUGAUGUUCCUGCUGAUGAACAAGAUGAGUCAGUGAAGGAGGGAGAAUCUGUCACUUUAGAUCCUGGUGGAAUAAAAAGCCCAUAUUAUGUGAUGAUGUGGUAUUUUAAUGACAUUCUCAUUGCUGAAAUCAUUGUAAAACCCAAUAAGACCUAUAUCAGUGUUCACUCUGAAGAUAGUGAUGAGAGAUUCAGAGACAGACUGAAGCUGGAUCAUCAGACUGGAUGUCUGACCAUCAUGAACACCAGAAACACAGACUCUGGACUCUAUAAACUACAGCUUGUCUACAGCAUCCACAGCCACCACAACAUCAGCAUCACCAGUGUAAAGAGAUUCAGCAUUACUGUUAUUGAUUCGACUCUGCCUUUGGGUCUUAUAGUAGGAAUAGUUGCUGCUGUUGUUAUUGGUGUCCCACUGGUGGCUGCAACUGUAGUUUGUUUAUAUCACUUGUUCUUCAAGGGGAAACUUAAAAGCACUGAAAUAUUAUGACGUGCAAUUUUUCUUCUAAAUGAAUGGUGGUGUGAAUUUUAUAUCAGUAGGAUGGUAGGGCCCUGCUUUAGUGCCAGGAAAAUAAAUUUACACUGUUACACGGUUAUCAUAACCGUGUGAUGGAGAUUAUUUGCCUUCACUGGAAUGCUCUACCAGUCCAGACUUUUAGCAGAAGCAGGAAGUGAAUCUUAAAAUGAAUGCUUAAAAACAUUUUUUCACAACAUCAAUUUUCAAAAACAGCUUUUGUAAUUUUUUUUUUUUUUUUUUUUUUGUAACCUUUAACUUUGUAUGUUUUCUUGUAUUUUCCAGUUAUUCAGACUACUGGUCAAAAGUUUGAAAUAAUUAACAUUUUUAAUGUUUACAUGGAAAAACAAUGGAAAAGUACACUAAAAACAAUAAUAUUGUGAAAUGUUAUAACAAUUUUCUAUUUGAAUAUAUGUUA